GGCAAGAGAUUCACUGUCCUGCCUACUCUGACUGACGUUCACUCAGGAGUCAGACUGAAUGAUCAAGGGGACACGCGUGGAUCAAACGUCAAAGGAUUCCCCGUUGGAUCUACUUCUAUUGCGCUACUAAUAGACAGUGCUCACCUUUAUCUGGUCAGCAUAGGACUUUGGGUUUUCUUUUUUAAGUCUGCAUUAUAGGUGCAUCUACAGCUCUUUCGGUAAAACUUGAAAACUAUUAAGUUUUAAAUGCUCUAAGUGUUGCGUGAAGUGCACUUAUUCGUUAUUCUUGUUCUCAUGAAGGAAAUCCAGUUACUGUUUUUACUUGUCAGUGGUGUCAAUCUAUAGAGUCGGCGUUUUGCCCCAAUUUCCGAGCAGAUUUUUUUAAAUUUUUUAAUUUUAUUUUGCCAGUUGAUCUGCUCAUCAUAUGUUGCGAGAGACAAUUUGGAUGCCAACGCGGGACUUGGUACAUUUCAACUGGGAAACCUGUUUUUUAAAAUCUCCGCAAAUUGCAUAAAUUUGCUCCGGUAAUUUUUUUUUCCGCUGAGGCCCGUCCCCUCUAGCAACAUGAGACUCAUUCCAUCACGACUGAGUUAUCUAUUUCUUCACCUCUUUGCGUUUUGCUACUAUGCUCAGGUAACCAUUCAGUCCCCGCCUAAUUUUACACAGCAUGUGAGUGAGCAAAGUAAGGUGACUGACCGGGUCAGCCGUAGACUAAUCCGGACCUACCAGCUUUACAGUCGAACCAGUGGAAAGCAUGUGCAAGUUUUGGCAAACAAGAAAAUCAACGCCAUGGCCGAAGAUGGUGACGUUCAUGCCAAGCUAAUAGUGGAGACAGACACAUUUGGGAGUCGAGUUCGAAUUAAAGGAGCUGAAACAGGCUUCUACAUCUGUAUGAACAGAAGGGGGAAGCUGAUUGGGAAGAAAAAUGGUCAUGGGAAAGACUGCAUUUUCACAGAGAUAGUACUGGAGAACAACUACACAGCUCUACAGAAUGUGAAGUAUGAAGGCUGGUACAUGGCCUUUACACGCAAAGGCAGACCCCGCAAGGGCUCCAAAACCAGGCAACACCAGCGGGAAGUCCACUUCAUGAAGAGGCUGCCCAGGGGACACCAAAUCGCAGAGCACAGGCCCUUUGAUUUUAUCAACUACCCUUUCAACAGACGGACUAAACGGACCCACUACUCAGGAGAGCGUUGAAGAGCGAAGCAGGAGAAAAAGAGUGAGAGACAGCAAUUGCAUUCUCAAACAAUGAACAGACUCCUCUUGUGGACUCCUAAAGACAUUUUUUGGUACUGAGCAACAAUAUACCUAAACUUUAGUUUUUUAAGAAUUUUCAAAAGAAAACAAAAAAAAAACAAACAUCACAAGAAAUCUAUUUUUGUACCCUGACUUUUAGUACUGACCUGUGUAAAAGUAUAGAAAGGGAAGCACGGGACAUGACUUAGUAGUGUGUGGAUUUCACCCAUCUUUCUCUCGUUUUCUGGUUAUGUUUCAUUUGAUUUGGAUGUGUUAGAGUAAUUUAUAACUCUUUGUAUUGCUGCUCAAGGGGACUUGAAGGGCCUGAGAGAAUGCACUGACAACAGAAGGCUGUAUUCGGUUACACAGUCAGCCCGGGCACCUCUCGACCACCCAGCGUUAAGAUACCCAGCUCAUCUCUGUAACCUCUCUGGUUCUUGAUCCUGGAACUCUCUAGAGAUAAAACAUGGUUAAAGCAAACAGAGCUUUAAAUACACAUUUAAAUGUGGCAGCUAUAUUUUGAUUAUCACAUGUUUCCUACCGUUGUUUAAACUGUAUAUUUCCAAGGUGUAUUAAUGUAUUGUAUGAAACUGUAGGAAAAGCUUUUGUCGUUUUUGCAUUUUGUUUGUCUGUUUUUUAUACAAAUAUAAAUAUAUUUUUAUUUGAGGAUGUGUAAAAUACUUUGAAUGAUGGAAAUAUUUAUUUAAAACGUGUAAUAAAUUUA
Molecule: messenger RNA, 1960 nt
Organism: Xyrauchen texanus (razorback sucker)
Lineage: Eukaryota; Metazoa; Chordata; Actinopteri; Cypriniformes; Catostomidae
Product: fibroblast growth factor 8
Exons: 5
Coding region: 565-1197 (210 amino acids)
Biological process (GO): fibroblast growth factor receptor signaling pathway; heart morphogenesis; positive regulation of gene expression
Cellular component (GO): cytoplasm
Molecular function (GO): type 1 fibroblast growth factor receptor binding; type 2 fibroblast growth factor receptor binding; growth factor activity
Source: RefSeq, a predicted model, not a curated record